Messenger RNA from Cucumis melo (muskmelon), 396 nucleotides. Its product is annotated as LRR receptor-like serine/threonine-protein kinase IOS1. Gene Ontology annotation, molecular function: transmembrane receptor protein tyrosine kinase activity. NCBI's taxonomy places the organism in Eukaryota, Viridiplantae, Streptophyta, Magnoliopsida, Cucurbitales, Cucurbitaceae. The transcript has a single exon. The coding region runs from base 1 to 396 and encodes 131 amino acids. Gene Ontology annotation, cellular component: plasma membrane; plasmodesma. The record is from RefSeq and is a predicted model, not a curated record. Gene Ontology annotation, biological process: protein autophosphorylation.
AUGGACUUGCUACUUAACCCGUUGAGGGGUAGUUUUCUUUUACCCAGGGUGAGGUUUAGGAAUUUUCAGACAUAUGGCAACAGGAAAGUUGAGUAUGGAUUUGGAGCUGUUUUGAUGGAGAUAAUUGUAGGAAGACCAGCAUAUCAAAAUGGUGAGGAUGGAGCUUUAACUCAAUGGGUUAGCUCAAUGUUUGGUAAUGGGGAAAUUGGAAGGAUUGUGGAUCCAAAAUUAGAAGGAGAUUUUGAUGUAAACUCAGUGAAGGAAGCACUAAAUAUUGCAUUUGCUUGUUUGUCUUACAACUCCAAUGACCGACCAACCAUGGGGGAAGUGCUACUAAAACUUAAACUUUGCUUGCAAAUGGAAACAGCUCGAUUGGCCAUUGGGUACGGUCGUUGA